Pseudomyrmex gracilis is the source of this 1644-nucleotide messenger RNA. Its product is annotated as G-protein coupled receptor 143-like. Gene Ontology annotation, biological process: G protein-coupled receptor signaling pathway; regulation of calcium-mediated signaling; melanosome organization. Gene Ontology annotation, cellular component: melanosome membrane; plasma membrane. The coding region runs from base 313 to 1407 and encodes 364 amino acids. The transcript is spliced from 6 exons. The record is from RefSeq and is a predicted model, not a curated record. NCBI's taxonomy places the organism in Eukaryota, Metazoa, Arthropoda, Insecta, Hymenoptera, Formicidae. Gene Ontology annotation, molecular function: L-DOPA receptor activity; dopamine binding; L-DOPA binding.
AAGUAAUCUUAUAGAUUUGAUAAUGACAUAUGUAUCUAUUUGCUAGGCACAAGAAAGGUUGAAACAGAUUCUAUAGAGAAAACGAUAUUAUAUUUUCUUUUUGUCGUUUUUUUAGUUUCUGCUGUACUUAUAUACAAGUAUUUGAUAAAUCUAGCGUGAUGUUAAACACUUUGACUUUACUGUAUAUAGUUGAAAUCGAGUGAUUAUGUCGAAGUGGGGAGAUUCGUUGAGAGUUAUUAGAUACAUAAUAUAGAUCUGACAUAUGGAAGAAUGGAAGCCAAGCAGCAUACUCAACUGUGAUAAUCUGAUAACAUGGCUGACCCGACAUUACAGACAUUUUGUUGUCAUCAUACAAAUCACAGUGACAGGGCGAUAACAAUAAUGCAAGAGUUUAAUACAGAUGCAUAUAAUACGGUGUGUAUGAUUUCGUCAGCUAUGGGGAUGCUCGGUGCAAUUUAUCAGAUACUACCUCGAGCAGAUGCGAAUAUUUCUCAUAGUUGGAGGAGUUUUCCUAGAGGACGUGAUAUCAUUGUAUGGCUCGCUGUUGCCGAUCUUUUAGCGUCCUUAGGUGUAUUUGUGAGAUCUGCAUUAUGGAAAAAUUUCAAAUCUAUCAUACCAAUGGAGGGUGAUAUAUUGAGUGUUAUAUUCUGUGCUGUAUCAUCGGCGUGGACUCAAUACUUUUACAUGGUUACGUGGAUAUGGACUCUGUGCUACGCCGUGGAUAUGAAAUUAUUAUUAGGUGAUAAAAACGGACAUCCAAGGUAUUAUCAUACCUUAGCCUGGGUUCUUCCAGCCGUUCUUACCUCACUCGGACUGAUUAUCUUAUAUAUCCCAAAUGCAAAUUGUCACAGCUUAACGUCGUUAUCCAGUGCCAUAGUGCGUAUUCUUCCAAACUAUUGCAUCACGUAUGUAGUACUGGCAGUAGUGAUGAUCGCAAAUCCCAUUCUAUAUGUCGCGUCUACUCGAGAUCUUCAAACAGCAGUGCUGCACAGCAUGGCUCAAGUAACCGGAAGAGAACGAAGAUUGAUACAGACGAUUAGAUUGAAAUUUGCUCUUAUCAAUGUAGUUUACUACGUGUGUUGGAUGCCCAAUUUGAUUAAUGGAAUAUUACUGUGGACUUUGUGGUUUGAAUUACCCAUUAAGUCGAUUAUCACUUUAUGGUAUAUAAUGGCUGUAACCAAUCCUCUUCAAGCAUUUUUCAAUGCGAUUGUUUAUCAGUCGUGGACUAGACGGGAGAAAAUACGUCUCAAAUGUUGCCAAGAUAUCACGACAAAUACUAGCACAAAAUUAAAUGCAAUCAAUAAAAGAGGCAUGCAAUCUUCCGAAUCAUCUCCUUUACUGAAUCCACAAAUAAAAUAUGGAAAGAAAAUACCACAUAUUAGUAUAAACGGAUCUUCGUCUUUAUAAAAACUAACUUUACUGUCAAUAUGAGAAAGAUAAAUAUAAUAUGUAUUGUGCGCAUAUACUAUAGCGUAUAAAGUUAUAAUUCAUAAAGUUAUUAAUACAUCUACAUAUCUGUUACAACUGUAUUUGCGCGUUUUUCUUGCGCACACAAUUUGUUCUGUAAAAGUCUCGACAAGAAUAUAAAAGAGUAUUAAUAUUUUUUGAAAUAUCUUUUUUAUGAAAAAAAAUUUUAAACAUAUA